GUUGAUAUCUGAAUCAACAGUUGAAAAAAUAUAUAAUUUGUAGUUUUUCUUUAUUUAUACAAUAUGAGUAAAUAUCUAGCCCUGAAUUUUGUUUUUGGAGUGGUUGUGUUCUUCAUCGGAAUAUGUAAGGUGUUAUCAAUAGACCUAGAUGAUAGUCAAAUGUUGGAAGAACUGCUAAAUCCUCAAGAGAGUCAAUCAAUACAAAUCAGAGCACUGCGCCGGGAAUUGUUGAAAAAGGUUCAGGAAGCUUUAGAACGGCUCGAGGAUGAAGAGGAGUAUCAAAGAGCUAAUGAGGCUCUAUCAAGGUGGAACGCAAUACCGGAACAGAAAAGAAACUUGCAGUCAUUAGCAAGGGCCGGCUACAUUAAAACUCUUCCAGACGAAGAAGAUGACUCUAACUAUAAACGAAGCAUCGCUAAUUUGGCAAAAAACGGGCAGCUCCCAAAGCGCCCAGACGAACAAAAGCGUGGUAUAGAGUCUUUAGCCAGAAAUGGAGACUUACGCUUAAGGAGGGAACUCCAAGGCCUACUGGAGAACCUCUCCGAUAAAAGACACAUCGGUAGUUUGGCUCGGAGCUAUGAUUUACCAUUUAACGGCAAAAGAUCUUUAAGCAGCUUGGCCAAGUCCGGAGAUCUUCUGAAGCAUAUGCAGUACAAACGAAGCCCAAACUCACAGGAGCCGGUUGAAGCUGGAGCCUCUAAUACAAUUAGUAAACAAUCUCCAGACAAUCUAACCGGCUACAAGCAGCCAUUGUCGGAAGACAAAGGAGCAUCGGGAGAAUCAAAGAGAGGAAAGAGAGAAGCGGAUUAUUAUUAUGAAAAUGGGAACGAAAAUUAUUCACCGGUCUAUCAAAACACGUACGAUUAUGACGACUUGAUCCAGGAUCUGCAUGACGCUUAUCCAGAAGUAGGAAAACGGUUUUUGGGUACGUGA
Molecule: messenger RNA, 933 nt
Organism: Diabrotica balteata
Lineage: Eukaryota; Metazoa; Arthropoda; Insecta; Coleoptera; Chrysomelidae
Source: the annotation of a GenBank genome assembly